Molecule: messenger RNA, 3775 nt
Organism: Cyprinodon tularosa
Lineage: Eukaryota; Metazoa; Chordata; Actinopteri; Cyprinodontiformes; Cyprinodontidae
Exons: 19
Coding region: 284-3454 (1056 amino acids)
Cellular component (GO): cytoplasm
Molecular function (GO): D-aminoacyl-tRNA deacylase activity; sequence-specific DNA binding
Source: RefSeq, a predicted model, not a curated record
AUUAUCCAACCGGAAGUUACCCGAUGACCAUUGCUAACCUAAAGUCUUCACGGAACCAAACGACAAAAGUAUCCACUGUAUAAUACUAAUACACUUUUCUUUAGGACCAUCAAGUGUAUUUUUCGAUGAAGGAAAGGAAAACCGUACUAGAUAAGGAAGAUUUGGCUUCAAAAAGAUGUAAUCCUUACUAGGAUUUGGCCUGAAAUUGGUUUCGGUGUUAUGAAGAUUGUUGUUCACCCUGCGAAAGACGUUCAAAGGUAGGACUAGUUUCUCUGCUGAUAAUAUGCCAUCAUUUGGGUUUCUGGAUGAAUUGGAACAUUAUUUUCGUACUGGAAAGUUUGGAGAAAAUACUUCUAAAAGUUUGAAAAGAGGAAUCCAUAAUGCCAGCAAACGCUUCAUCUACAAAGAUGGCCUUUUAUGGCGCCCUUAUAGAGGUCGCCUCCUUCGUGUUGUCAGAAGUGACAAGGAAAUACAAGAAAUCAUGACACGCUAUCACAAUGAUAAUAACCAUGCCGGCAGAGAACGGGUUGUAAGAGAAAUUAUGAUGAUGUACUACUGGGUUGGAGUGACGGAGGCUGUGAAAAAAUGGGUCAAAGCUUGCCCAGCUUGUCAAAGCCGUAUUCCUUCUCAUCCUUCCCAACCAGCUGUUCUCUUCUGCCUGGUUUAUGGCUGUGAUGCAUCCAGUUACGCUUUCCCUGAGCUCAGCUUUCACAGGUUUCCUAAAGAUGAGAAACUGCGCAAGAAGUGGUUGCAGAUGGCUCAGAGGGAUGAAGCCUCCCUACGUGCCAACUCCUAUAUUUGCUCCAGGCACUUUGAAAUGUCAUGCUUUUCAAUCACUGAAGAGGGUCAGCUGGUGCUUUCCCCAGAUGCUGAACCAACCAAGCGGCCUGUUACAGUCCAUGGAAAUGAGGUGCCUGGAGAUUCAGAUGAAAACUUCAACUAUUGCAAAACAUGGAACGAUGAGCUUAGUGAAACGCCUUUGGCUGCCGUUGCAGACCAGGGCUCUCAUUCCUCCAAUCUGUCUGAAAAAGCUCUGCAGCUGCAGGAACAUCAGUACUGUUUACCUGGCCCCGCUCCAGACUCCAGGGCUGCCUUGACAAUGAAUGAGAACAGGCGGAGGACAACUGUCGAGCCAAGCUUUAUUACUUACAACCAUAUUGCAAGGUACUUGAGUACCAGGGUCCUACCUAUGCAGGGUAAAAGAAGCAGAUCAGCUUUAAAGCGAAUGUCCAAGCGCUUUAGUCUAAUAGAUGGAGUGCUGAUGUACACCAGAGUCUCUCCGCCUCUCAGAGUUCCUCGCAGCAGGGAGGAGGUAAAUUCCAUCCUGCAACAGUUUCAUGACAACCAGGGCCACUUUGGACAGGGGAUCUGCCAGAGACAGAUCUCAAAGCACUACCAUUGGGGGAGCUUGAGUCGUGACCUGGCCAGCUGGAUCUCUAGCUGCCAAACAUGUGUCAAUAGAUCAAAAAGGAAGAUGAUUCGUUGCAGCGUCUCCAAGUGCACCAACCGCUGUGGUCCAGUUGAGAGAAAACUCGGACUUAUUUUUCAUCGGUUUCCGCUUCAUAAUGUGCCCCUGCUGACUCAGUGGCUGAAAGCUUGUGGGCGUGGGAAUUGGCAUCCCCGGCUCUGGUCCUCCAUUUGCUCAGCCCAUUUUACGGAGAAGUGCUACGACAGCAGCGGGGAGAAACUCACCCUCCUUCCAGACGCAGUGCCCACACUUAACGUCCACAGUGACACAAAGACACAAGCAGAUGGGUUGACCUCGACACCAGCAGCAGAGGAAGCUUUUUUUGCCAAGUACAAUGCAGUGGAGCUCUACAUCAGCAGACGCAUUUACCCUCCUGGACUGACAUAUGUAGAGAAGAACACUUUCAGGAGAUUCUGCAAAAGAUACGCCAUCAUAGAUGGCAAGCUGCACGUGGUGACAAGAGAUCAAAUGCGUCUGGUUCUGAGGAGUAGGCAGCAGGUUGAAACUGCUCUUAUGGACUUUCACAAUGACCUUAACCACCUGAAUGCCAACAAAUGUCUCAGAUUACUCAACGAAAGGUACUACUGGCAAACCAUGAAGCCGGAUGUGGUGCAGUGGAUAAACAAUUGUUCUCAGUGCAGUGUGAAAAUAAGACGGAAACCAUGUCGUGAAGCAGAGGUGGAAAGAUCCGAGAUGCUUCACUCUCUGACAUCUACAGAAGAUGACUCACACAGCGAUGGAGCGGAUGGCUUUGUAGAUAUUGAAGUUGAUGGCGGAGAUAAUGAUGAAGAUGUUGAGAGUGGUGGAAGAGAUGGCAUAGUAGAGGAGCAUACGCUGGAGUCUGUGGAGAUGAUGUCUGUAGAAACACCAUCUAUCCCUUCAUCCUCCAGUUCGCCUCCCACCAAUCCACAGCCAAGAAUUCCUAUUCUUAUCCAUCUGAGAACUCCCUGUCAACUUCCAUCCAAAACUUCUAUCAUUCUUCAACCUAGGAUUCCCAACUCCACAAUUGUUACCAGACUCUGGCCGCAAGGAAAGACGACCUCUGUACAUUCUGACGCAUUCAACAAAUCUGAGAUUCAGUCAAGCAACCAAACCCUGAGGCAGCAGCCACUUCAGCCUGAAGAUACAAAAGGAAUGAGUAGCACUGAAGAUGGUAAUGAUCUGAAUCAUUUCAUCCAAGAGCAAAGUACAGCCCUACCUCUCAAAGAGCUGCAUCCUACCCCCCAAAAAAUUAAAACUCUGAAAAACAAUCAUGGACAAAGGAACAAAAAAUCAAGAGAUUUGCAGAGCCAGCACAAUGACAAGCCCUCCGUAAAGAGAAAGAGAAGUGAAAAGGGAGACAGUUUAACUGAGAGUAACUCUAGCUGUGGUUUGGAGCCAAUGGCGGCUCCAAGCUCCAAACCUUGGCCCGUUUUCACCAUCGCAAACACUGCAUUGGCAGAGGCAGCACAGCCACCACCCAGAGUGGAGAGCCCACUUGUGCAUCAGAAGUCUAAAAAGCUUCAGGCCCGGACGAUCAUCCAGCAGUGCAGCCGAGCUAAGGUUAAGAUCAGGCCAGCGGUAGAUGGUGCUGAUGCUGAGUGGGUUGAGAUUGAUCAGGGGUUGGUCGUAUAUGUAUGCUUCUUUCAUGGAGCUACAGAGGAAGUCACACUUGAGAUGGCCAACAACUUCCUGAAAGCUAAAGUUUUUCGAAAAGACAGGCACACUGUGUCUGUUCUUGACCUUCCUGGAAAUGUUUUAUUGGUUCCCCAAGACUCCUUGGUUGGUGAAUCACUGGCCAACAGAAGGAUGCAUUACAAAGAGGGAUGUGAGCCAUGGCGGGGUGCUCAGCUUUUCUCAAACCUAGUUGACGCUUGCAGGCGGCUCAUGUCGGACUCAAUAAAGUGCUCAAACGAGGGCAUGAAGGUUGAGCAUGGAGUGUACGGGCAGAAACAAGAGCUCAUCUUUGAAUCUCUGGAGCCACAAUCACUUCUUCUGGAAUUUUGAAGCACAUUUUGAAUACACAUGACUUAUAACCUGAUUUCCAUAUUUUGUGAGUCUUUAACAUGUUUUAUUUUCUCCAUUAAAGAGUGACAGCCAAAACAAUGUUAAGAAUUUUUACGUUGUACAAUAAUACAGAGGUCUUGCAAAUAAAAGAAAAACAAAACAAAAAAAAUUCUUCAAUUGAUUGACCAUCAAUUGUGAUGCUGUUUAUGGCUUUGUAGUUUUCCUGUUAGGAUGCAUUCAUGUUGACUUUUGUUCAUUUUUGUCUUCACUGCCCUCUGUAUACUUUAGCAACGGUAAAUAAAGAGAAAAUACUUUUAUCUA